Messenger RNA from Cololabis saira (Pacific saury), 1404 nucleotides. Its product is annotated as nuclear factor 7, brain-like. The transcript has a single exon. The record is from RefSeq and is a predicted model, not a curated record. NCBI's taxonomy places the organism in Eukaryota, Metazoa, Chordata, Actinopteri, Beloniformes, Belonidae. Bases 1 to 1404 code for a protein of 467 amino acids. Gene Ontology annotation, molecular function: zinc ion binding; protein binding.
AUGGAUGAAAAAACUCUUAAAGAUUUCCUGAGCUGCCACGUUUGUUUAGAGACUUUCAAAGAUCCGGUGUCUCUGAGCUGCAGCCACAACUUCUGUUCAAGCUGCCUGAAAGAGUUCUGGGAACAAAAUAAAAACAGAAACUGUCCCAUCUGUAAAAGAAAAGCUUCUAAAGAGUUUGUUGUGAACUUUUCACUGAAGGGACUUGCCGACUCCUUUGCUGGAAGACAGACAGGUGGAUCGUAUGAGACUGAAAAAGAUAUUUGUAAGAAACACUCAGGAAUACCUCAACUGUUCUGUAGAGACGAACAGAGAACUGUGUGUUCUGUCUGUGAGUUUUCUCUGCACCAGAACCACAAAGUGGUUCCUGUAGAAGAAGCAGUCGGUGAGCUGAAGGAGCUGCUGAAAUCUGACUUAAAGUCUCUGCAGGACAAGAGGAACAAAUACAAACAAGUGGAGGAAACAUAUAAAGAUGUGGUUCAACACUUGGAGAAGCAGCUGCUGUCCACAGAGAAGCAGAUCAGAGCAGAGUUCAACAAACUCCUGCAGUUCCUGAAGGAGGAAGAGGAGUCCAGACUGGCAGCUCUGAGGGAGGAAGAGGAGCAGAAGGGGAGGAGAAUCAGCGGGGAGAGGAAGAGGAUCCAGGAGCAGAUCUCCUCUCUGUCAGACAGCAUCUCUGCUGUGGAAGAAGAGCUGCAGAAAGACGACAUGUCGUUCCUCAGCAGGUUUAAACCCACCCGGGACAGAGCCAGAGAGCAGAGCUCAGUGUCAGAUCCACGGCUGCUCUCAGGAACUCUGGUAGACGAGGCCAAACACCUGGGAAACCUGGCCUUCAGAGUCUGGGAGAAGAUGGGGGACCAGGUCCACUUCAGCCCGGUGGUUCUGGACCCAAACACUGCAAAACGCAAUCUCUAUCUGUCUGCUGAUCUGACCAGUGUGAGAUAUGAAGAUACAUGGCAGCAGCUUCCUGAUAAUCCAGAGAGAAACUUCAAAUACGCCGAUGUGUUUGGUUAUGAGGGUUUGACCUCAGGGAAACACAGCUGGGAGGUGGAGGUGGGAGAUCAUCCUCUCUGGAAUGUUGGUUUGGUUAAAGACUCAUAUGACAGGAAGGGAAAGGUGUUUGCUUCACCUAAAUAUGGAAUCUGGUGUUUGUCGUAUGGUGAUGGAAAAUACAGCAAUGGUGCUGGUGACACCGUCACGGUGGAGACGAGUCUCCGGAGGAUCAGAGUCCAGCUGGACUAUGACGGGGGGACGGUUUCCUUCUACAACGCUGAAGACAUGACACACAUCUACACUCACAGAGACACUUUCACUGAGAAACUCUUCCCUUUUUUCACUGUUGGAAAGUGUGGUGAUGGAAAAACUUCUGAGAUCAGAAUCUGUCAGACAAAGAAAAGAUUAACCUGA